UAAUUGGCACACGCAUACGCAUAGGAUGUAGCUGAAGCAAAGCAACCCAAAUAUUAUACGCGAGGAGAAGAGGUUUCCCCAUUUCUCGCUUCUCUCUCUUGCUCGUCCCAGUAUACCGCACCCCGAAAUUCUCUGACUUUAUCACGGCAAGAUCAACUUUUGGCGUCGAAUUCGUGCUCACAAGCCUCCGUUCCCUCCAAUUUCAGCCGUUUCCACUCCGAAUUAGUGUAGUUUUUGCGAUCGAUUUAUUGUAGUAGGAAGUAGGAACACAAAUUCGUCGACUUUAUCUCACCGAGAUCACAAUUCUAGCAUCGGACCCUGUGUUCGGCCCCAAUCCGAUCUGUUUCCAUUUCGAAAUCUGAACCGUUUCCCAAUUCGUCGAAGCUAAGAAGGGGUUGUGAGUUCGGGUGUUUCGAGCUCGUCGGAGGCAUCCCAGAUUCCGGCGACCAUGUCUCUGUCGGCGAUUUCCCUGUACACCAGUCCGCCAGGCGCGGUGUACUCUUCUGAGUUCGACCCGAGCUCCCGUGGCUCGUCGCCGUGCACCACCGCAGCGCCCCCGCCACUGGCCGCCUCCCACCGUCUGCCUGCCGCCGGCGGUGGCCUCUCUUGCCUCUUCUCCUCGCCGGCCGCGGCGGCUGCGCCGCCCCGCGCCCCGGCUCACGACGAGCUCGGCGCGCUGUGGCACGACAGAUCCGACGACAUGAGCGUCGCCGGCGGCGGCUAUUCCUACUCCCACUCCCACUCGUCCUCGCCGCUCAAGUGGCGCGAACUGCACCACCACCACAGCCCCGUGUCGGUGUUCCAAGGGCCGUCCUCCUCUUCGCCGUCCCGGAGCCCGCCGGCUUCUUGGCUCGCCGGUCGCGAGCGCGACCGCCUUUUCGCUGGCUUCGUGCGCAGCGCGCUCGGCUCCUGCGUCGACUACGCGCCGGCCACCAGCCCUCGGCCGGAGGUUGGCGCCGGCGAGCUCGCGUUCGAACUAGACGAGAACCUCGCGGAGGCGAGCCCCGCCUGCGAGCCAUAUGCCCGAGAGCUGCUCGCCAGUGCCCAGGAUCGCCACAACAUCUUCCAUGAGGAGCUCGUCGUGAAGGCCUUCUUGGAGGCCGAGAAGGCUCACCGUGGCCAGACGCGGGCGAGUGGUGAUCCAUACUUGCAACAUUGUGUGGAGACAGCCGUGCUACUGGCCAAGAUUGGGGCGAACGCGACGGUUGUCUCUGCUGGGCUUCUGCAUGACACAAUUGAUGAUUCGUUCGUGGACUAUGAUCACAUCUUCCACAUGUUUGGUGCUGGGGUGGCUGAUCUCGUGGAAGGGGUUUCCAAGUUAAGCCACCUGAGCAAACUUGCUCGUGAUAACAACACAGCCAGCAGGACUGUUGAAGCUGAUUGCUUGCAUACAAUGCUUCUUGCAAUGGCUGAUGCUCGAGCUGUUCUAAUAAAGCUUGCAGAUCGCUUACAUAACAUGGAGACCUUAGAAGCUUUGCCUUUGGUCAAACAGCAAAGAUUUGCCAAAGAGACCAAGGAGAUCUUUGUGCCUUUGGCUAAUCGAUUAGGGAUUGCUAGCUGGAAAGACCAGCUUGAAAAUCUUUGUUUCAAGUAUUUGAAUCCAGAAGAGCACAAGGAAUUGUCAUCCAAACUUGCAGAGUCCUUUGAUGAAGCACUAAUUACAUCUGCUGUGGAUAAACUAACUAAAGGCCUGAGGGAAGCCGGUGUCUCAUAUCACAAUCUUUCUGGGAGGCACAAGAGCCUAUACAGUAUUCAUUCCAAGAUGCUAAAGAAGAACUUGGCAAUGGAGGAGAUCCAUGAUAUCCAUGGCCUGCGCCUCGUGAUUGAGAAUGAAGAAGAUUGUUAUCAAGCGCUUGCUGUUGUUCAUAAAUUGUGGCCUCAAGUUACUGGAAGAUUCAAGGACUACAUAUCACGUCCAAAAUUAAAUGGGUAUCGAUCGUUGCACACUGUUGUCAUGAGUGAGGGCGUUCACCCAUUUGAAGUCCAAAUCCGCACAAAGGAGAUGCAUCAGCAGGCAGAGUAUGGAUUCGCUGCGCACUGGAGGUACAAGGAGGGUACCUGCAGGCACUCCUUCGUGCUUCAAAUGGUGGAAUGGGCAAGAUGGGUGCUUACUUGGCAAUGCGAAGCGAUGAACAAAGAACGGAAUGCAUCUUUAGGCAGUGGUGAUACCAUGAGGCCACCUUGCCCAUUUCCCUUGCAUUCAGAUGACUGCCCUUACUCAUAUACCCGCCAAUGCAACCACGACGGACCCCUAUUUGUCAUCCUCCUGGAGCAUGACAAGAUGUCUGUCCAAGAAUUUCCCGCAAACUCAACCGUAAUGGAUCUCAUGGGCCGCGUAGGUGCCAACAGUCCGAGAUGGAGCCCCUACAGCAUCCCCGAAAAGGAAGAUCUGCGACCGAGGGUCAAUCACGAACCCAUAGGGGAUCUGAACCGGAAGCUCAGCAUGGGCGACGUGGUGGAGCUGACCCCAGCCCUGCCUCGCAAGUCGCUCAGCGGGUACCGGGAAGAGAUCCAGCGCAUGUACGACCGCGGUGGCUUCGCCCUCGCAACCCGGGGCGGCGGAUCAAGACGUAGCUGACAGUAGCAAUACGAUGUUAACUUGUUGUAUCACCAUUGUACAGUACCCUCCUAGCUAUCAUCAUUCAAUUCGUUGUAAAUAUAGUCUAGUUCUUGCAGCCCAUAACCGAGGGUUCUGAAAUUGUGCCUGACCCCAGGCGCUGCAAUGCGUAGAAGUAGAAUGCUGUAUAAGCUGUUCAAGUUUGUUUCAGCUUCUCCCCAAGAUUUGUGGAGAGAAAGUUGUAGCAGCAA
Molecule: messenger RNA, 2808 nt
Organism: Phragmites australis (common reed)
Lineage: Eukaryota; Viridiplantae; Streptophyta; Magnoliopsida; Poales; Poaceae
Product: probable GTP diphosphokinase RSH3, chloroplastic
Exons: 6
Coding region: 449-2578 (709 amino acids)
Biological process (GO): guanosine tetraphosphate metabolic process
Cellular component (GO): chloroplast
Source: RefSeq, a predicted model, not a curated record